Messenger RNA from Zasmidium cellare ATCC 36951, 1443 nucleotides. RefSeq lists its product as uncharacterized. The record is from RefSeq and is a predicted model, not a curated record. The transcript is spliced from 2 exons. NCBI's taxonomy places the organism in Eukaryota, Fungi, Ascomycota, Dothideomycetes, Mycosphaerellales, Mycosphaerellaceae. Bases 1 to 1443 code for a protein of 480 amino acids.
AUGAAGCUCUCCGCGGAGUCUGAGCUGCAACUAAGACAAGGGUACAGUAUCGAUACCCUACCCAAGACGUUCCAAGAUGCCAUAGCAGUCUGCCGAUAUCUGGACGUCAAAUAUCUGUGGAUUGACAGCUUAUGCAUUGUGCAAGACCAAGAGGACAAAUCGGAUUGGCUUCGCGAAUCGGUUCUCAUGGAUAAAGUGUACGCCCACUCGCUCUGCACGCUGGCUGCUACUGCCUCGACGGAUGGGAAUGGAGGGCUUUUCAAGAGUCGCAAGCCCGCUCAAACGAUUGAAGUCACUUCCCACGAGUAUGGAGAGCUUGCCUCAGGAACGUAUGCCGUCUUGAAUCCCAAGGCUGACGGACCGUCUUUCGACUAUACCGCUAAGAUCAAGGACGGACCCUUGAACAAGCGCGCUUGGGUCUAUCAGGAGCGAAUGUUGUCAACCAGGGUGGUACAUUUUACAGAAGACGAAGUCAUAUGGGAAUGCGGAGAUGGCCUCGCGAGUGAACUGCUUCCAGAUGGCAUUCCCCAAGAUCUGAAUCGGGAUCAGAUAGGCUGGAAGAAUGAAGCAAUGCCAAAGAAGUUGCUGGCGCUCGCCCGCAGUGGCGAUCCGAACAUCGACAUGAAGGGCGCUUGGGACAUUGUCCAUAAGGCUUUCGCCAACACCAGGCUGACCGUCGUCACCGACCGCGUCGUUGCACUCGCUGGUCUGGCGAAGCUCUUCCAGAGCUGCCUGCAAGACACUUAUUGGGUGGGGAUGUGGAAAAAGACAAUCCACCAUGAUCUCGUCUGGGAAGUUCCAAUCAGAAAGUGGCGGCGAGUUUGGUUGGAGAAUGACGAGUCGAAGUUAUCUCAGUAUCGAGCGCCCAGCUGGUCGUGGCUGUCUGUUGAAGGCACAACGUACUUGAGCCAGUCGCUGCAAGAUCAAGGGGGAGCUGUGGCGUUCGAAUACUUAUACCAGGUCGUCGAUGUCCAGAUUAAGCACCCCACGGACGACGUUACUGGGCCGGUUCAGCACGGAGCACUCUACCUCAGAGGAAAUAUCAUCCCCGUAGUUCUUGAAGGCCUUGCCACACACAUUGACGAUUGCCACCCUUACUGGAAUUUCAAAAUGGCUGGUCUGGAAGAUCAUUACAGCCCGACCUUGUCUUUGCCCGAUUACGGGAAGAGUAGUGUACCGACGCGGAGCACAGCCGACGAACACUACUGCAUGCCUCUGGUGAUCCGACACAACCGUGUGGCCAUUUGCAUGCUGCUGGAAGCAAUUGAAGACUCGCCGAACACGUUCAGGCGCAUUGGACUUGGCGAGAUAUCCGCUAAGAGGUCGGAAGCGGAUGGGAUGUCGAGGUUUGUCGAGCGAUUGAAGGAAAUGCAGACACAGUGGCAAGUUCCGGCCGUUGCAUUUGACGAGGUCAGUGGUCAUCGUACAAUCCGCGUGGUGUAA